UAAUUUGUGGUGAUUCUACUAAGCGUUAUAAAAUUACAAAUUGGAGAGUGAAACGCAACGGAAAAAGUAUUAUGGACAAUUACGCUGGCGUAACGCCCUUAGGGCAGAUCAACAGCACAAAUUCCGAUGCCAUGAUUCUCUGCUGUGAAUGUGGCGUUACUAUUCAGCCAAACCCAGCUAACAUGUGUGUUGCUUGUUUGCGGAAUCACGUUGAUAUCACAGAGCAUAUUCCCAAACAGGCGGUGCUGCAUUUCUGCCGCAGUUGUGAACGGUACUUACAGCCGCCCGACGAAUGGGUACAAGCAUCGCUGGAGUCGCGAGAGCUGCUUGCUAUAUGCUUAAAGAAGCUGAGAGGUCUCAAGGAUGUGAAACUGGUAGAUGCGGGAUUCAUUUGGACAGAGCAGCACUCAAAGCGUAUCAAAGUCAAACUGACUGUGCAUGGCGAGAUCGCGGGUGGGACGGUGUUGCAACAGGUCUUUGUUGUAGAGUUUACAGUGCAGAAUCAAAUGUGCAACGACUGCCAUCGCACAGAGGCCAAAGAUUUUUGGCGUUGCUUGGUGCAGGUGCGCCAACGGGCCGAGAAUAAAAAGACCUUCUACUAUCUUGAACAGUUGAUACUUAAGCACAAGGCGCACGAGAAUACACUCGGCAUUAAGUCACAACAUGGCGGCUUGGACUUUUACUAUGCGAAUGAGAAUCAUGCGCGUCGUAUGGUCGACUUUUUGCAAACCAUGGUACCAGCCAAAGUGACCACAUCAAAACGUCUCAUCUCGCACGACAUUCACAGCAACAACUACAACUACAAAUACUCGUGGUCUGUGGAAAUCGCACCGGUUUCGAAAGACAGUGCUGUUUGCCUAUCGAAGAAACUCCGCCAUCAACUGGGAAAUCUUUCGCCAGUGUGCCUUAUCAAUCGUGUGUCCAGCAGCGUACAUCUAAUUGAUCCAAUGACUGCUCAAAUAGCCGAAUUGACCUCUCAGGUAUAUUUCCGUGCACCCUUUGAGGCCAUUUGCAAUCCCAAACAGUUGGUGGAGUAUGUGGUAAUGGAUGUGGAGGUGAUCUUGGAUAAAGAUCGUAAAACGUACCCAGGCCAGGGUCAGUUGUCGUUUAAACACGUUCUCUGCGAUGUUUGGGUAGUGCGUGCCUCUGAUCUGGGCAUCAAUGAUAAUACAAUUCAUACACGUUCACACCUGGGCCAUUUACUCAAGGUGGGCGACUCUGUCAUGGGUUAUAAUACAGGAGAAGCCAACAUUAAUGAUGCAGAAUUUGAGAAACUCCCAUCGGAGCUGGUGCCUGAAGUAGUACUUGUGCGCAAACACUACGAUCGGCAGACACGGUUAGACCAGCGUCUUUGGAAGCUCCAGCAUUUGGCAGACGAGGCAACGGAUGAGCGCAGUAAACAUGACUUUCACGAAUUCCUGGAUGAUCUGGAGGAGCACGCUGAUAUGCGUGGUCAUAUAAAUAUUUAUCGCGACCCUAAGAAACAGCUAUCUCGCGAUAUCCAAACGGACGUACCUCAAAUAACAUUGGCUGAAAUGUUGGAAGAGCUGACACUGGAAUGUGAGGACGAUGCAAUGGGUGAGGAUCAGCAGGAGGAAGUGAACGGCCAGCAGGCUGAACCACAGCUUUAGUUUGCAAUGUAUAAAUAAAUAUAUUUCGAAAUAAAACAAUGUAACCACAAAAAAGCUGAAUUGUUUUGUAAUAAAUUAUCUUUCU
Messenger RNA from Scaptodrosophila lebanonensis, 1716 nucleotides. RefSeq names its product 60S ribosomal export protein NMD3 (gene Nmd3). Gene Ontology annotation, molecular function: ribosomal large subunit binding. The transcript has a single exon. Gene Ontology annotation, cellular component: nucleus; cytoplasm. NCBI's taxonomy places the organism in Eukaryota, Metazoa, Arthropoda, Insecta, Diptera, Drosophilidae. Bases 72 to 1631 code for a protein of 519 amino acids. Gene Ontology annotation, biological process: ribosomal large subunit export from nucleus. The record is from RefSeq and is a predicted model, not a curated record.